UCCACGCCGUUAUGAGUUUGGUUAUUUAGUUUGCACCUAAUAGUUAGUUUAUGUAUAAUUUUUCUCUAUUAAUUCAUUACUACCUGAAUAAUGGCGGGUCGAAAAACAGUUAUCCCGUCUCAUCAAAUUGUGGAAGCAGUUCUUAAGUUUAAAGACCGUAUAAUAACUGAAGUCAAUGGUGAAAAAAAAAUUAUUGUAGCUACUGACACUGUUUGGAGUGAUAUAAGCAUUUAUUUAAAUAGUCUUAUGAGUAAAAGUGCUAUUCACACUUUUGUGUAUAAGGGACGCCAUGAGAUAAAAGAAAAGCUCGGAUUUUGUUCUAGUCCCAAGAUUGAUCCACCAGAAGCCAUCUUUAAUUCUUCCACAGAAUAUGGUAGUUCGGAUGAAAAUUCCAGCAGUAAUCUGGAUUUUCCUAGAAGAAAAUUUGUGGUAACUUUUUCUUCAGAAGAAUGGAAAAAAAUAAAACCUGAUGAUGUGCAAUACAGACUGCAUGAUAAAAAACGACCAUCACAAAGUUUUAAAACGUACUAUGCAUUAACCAAAAAUCAAUGGACACCUAUUUUGGCUGAACAUUUUUGGGUGCAUACACAACUUCCAUGCUGCUUAUCAUUCCGCAAAGCAAAUGUUCAUCCACAUGGAACAAACUUUGUGACCGUAUUUGGACGAUGUAGUGUAUGCAGCUCAUGCUUUAAAGGGAUUAUUUCUGAAAAACCAUUAGAUAAUGAAAAGGUAUUAAUGCAAUGCACGUAUACGGGGAAUUUUGACAUGUUGCACGAGCCAAAUAAAAACGCCGUUUGUUGGGAACAGCAAAGGAAAAAGUAAUAACAGCCAUUGUUCAAAAAAAUAUGUCUAGC
Metopolophium dirhodum (rose-grain aphid) is the source of this 854-nucleotide messenger RNA. RefSeq lists its product as uncharacterized. The record is from RefSeq and is a predicted model, not a curated record. The transcript has 4 exons. Lineage: Eukaryota; Metazoa; Arthropoda; Insecta; Hemiptera; Aphididae. The coding region runs from base 91 to 822 and encodes 243 amino acids.